Aspergillus steynii IBT 23096 is the source of this 2679-nucleotide messenger RNA. Its product is annotated as Zn(II)2Cys6 transcription factor. NCBI's taxonomy places the organism in Eukaryota, Fungi, Ascomycota, Eurotiomycetes, Eurotiales, Aspergillaceae. The coding region runs from base 1 to 2679 and encodes 892 amino acids. Gene Ontology annotation, cellular component: nucleus. Gene Ontology annotation, molecular function: DNA binding; zinc ion binding; DNA-binding transcription factor activity, RNA polymerase II-specific. Gene Ontology annotation, biological process: DNA-templated transcription; regulation of DNA-templated transcription. The transcript is spliced from 2 exons. The record is from RefSeq and is a predicted model, not a curated record.
AUGGCUACAACGCAGUUGAAUCCGGCAUCCGCCUCGCCGACGACGCCAACCUCCGCCGCCCCCGGGUUACGACGAAGCUGUAUCUUUUGUCGCGCCCGCAAAAUCCGCUGUUCUGGUGGCCAUAUCUGUAGCGCCUGUCGAGAACGCAAUAUCAAUUGUGUCUACGGGCCCGAAGCUCGGAAGGGUCGGCCUCGACGCAAACCGUCCGGCUUCGAUCGUCCCCAACGGCUGUCGCCGCCUACCAGCAACCCCGGCGAUGCAGAGUCUUGCGCGACCACCCCGACUCGGCGUCAUCAGAGUCCCGUCGACAAUGGACACACGCUGGGUCAGGACUUGGAGCAGAUGUUCACCGAAUACUUCAUCCAGCAAUCCGGAUCCCGCUCGAAUCUGUUCCAGAAUUCCAUCGCUGCCUUCCACCGACAGAUGGGCCGAUCGUCUCCCAGCUGUCAGUCGCCAGUCUCCCAAUCGCGGUUGCAAUACGAAGGUCUUUUGUCUUUCCUGGCCCAUGAUAUGGUGGAAAUGCUACUCGGCUUCAGCAACCUGGGAUGCGAACGGCCUCAUGCCGUCAACCGAAGCUUCUAUAUCACCAGCCUGGCCGCCGAUACCACGCAGGAGAUGUUUGACCCGCCUCGCACCAUGAAGAAUCCCUUGUCGGUCUUGGGGAAGUACCGGGUGCUCCAGCUGGUGGACCUGUGGUUUUCCAUGCACCCGCUCUCCCCGGUGAUUUCCAAGACACUGCUCAUCAGUGAGAUCAAGGACGAGACCGUGGAUCCCGCCCUGUUGGCGAUCAUCUUGGCCGAUGCCUGUCAGCUGCAUUACGGUACUCCGGGCCGGCCACGCGAGGGGGAUGGCCCCGGCGUGGACCAGGAAGACCCGGACACACUGAUUCGGUUUGCCACUAGCCAUCUACGGCCGCGCGCGGCCUUGUGCGGCGAGUUAGAUCCGCUGUCCACGGCGCAGGCGUUGAUCCUCAUGGGGUGGCGGGAGCUUUGCCUGGGAAACGCACGUCGAGGCACCUGCUACGUGGGCUAUACCUGUCGCAUCGUAUCCCGAUUGCACAAGAUGUGGGCCGACGAGUCCUCGAUGGAAGUGGAUAGCAUCAAGUUGAAUGGAAUCGACGUCGCGUUGGUGAAGCGGGAGAUCUUGCAGAACAUCUACUGGCUGUGCCUGUCGACCACGACGUGGUCCUUCAUGCAGAUCAAUCAGCCGUUUUCGCUGCUGCUGCCGGAGGAGAUCCCCGAUUUCCCCAGUAUGGAUGAGUCGCUCUCCCCGAGUCUCCGCCUCGACCGGGCCUCCGACAACAUCUCCACGCUGCAGGGGCAGAUCCGAACGAUGCAAUGGCUGUGGCCGCUGAGCCACAUCACCAGCACGGUGGCCCAUAUCUAUACUCUUUUCCUCAACGUGUCCGGAGCCGACGAGACGCCGCGUACGGAAAUCGCCCCGUGGCAAACCCAGCACAUUCACGAGCUGCAUCAUCUACCCCAGGCCUGCUUCGACCCGUCAGUUCUAUCCCGACAUAUUCGGCGCAUUCUACUGCAGGCCAUCCAGGCCGUCGAGCGAGAGGUCACACACGUCGCCUCGCAAUCCUUCCUAUUGACCGCAUACCACACGAUCGUUAUCCACAUGCUCUUCGCCCGACACCGCCGAUGCCACGAGUCCCUCCACGUCACCCCGGUCACCGUCCACGCUUUUAUUCAGUCUGCCACCGCACUGCUGGCGAUCGCACGGCGCUCCCCACCCAUCUACUCGAGUCCGGUCGCUUCGCCGCGCAUGACCGGCGAUAGAGGUGCGGACGGUACGCGCACGAUCGCUCUCGGUCUGGAUACCUGCAGCCGCGCGCUGGCACACAUCCACGGGCAUUCCCAUCAGUGGAGGGACGGUGACGACGAGGCCACGGCCGCGAUCCCGGCGCAAUUGGCAGACUUCGCCCACCAAAUGCACCAGAUAUGCAAAGGCGACUCUCUCCUGUCUUCCGGUCCGGUAAUUCGCCCGGUCAAGAGACGGUUCAAACAGCUGAAGGAGGCCUUCUCCGCGGCACAGUCGCCACCGAACGGCAGGUCAAACCCUAUCUCUGUCAUGGGCGAGACCGCCAGUCCUCCAUCCGUGUCGACCGUCGAGGAUGCGCCUGCGCUAGGAGCCGGUUACUCCGGGAUAUCUCUAACACAGCCCGCCGCCAGCCCGUCGCCGGCACUGUCUGAUUGUCCACCCGAGCUUAUGGACUCUUACUUCUUCCUCGGAGACCCCGACAUGGGCUCUCUGCUCGGCUUGACCGGAUUCAUCAAACCCGGACCAGGUCCUCGUUCGGAUAUUCUACCACCUCGGUCGGGUCCCUGCGCACACACCACCCAGUCCCACCCGUCCAUCUUCACUCCUAUCGACUUCUACAGUCAUGACAAUCUUCUGAAUAACUCCGUAUCUGCCAAUGGACAGAUUAAUGCCGACCUUCACUCCAUCGCAGAUCCUUACGGUGUUUCAUUUGCCCCCAGACCCCGUCAGACUCUCGCUCCAACAAAUCAUAUUUCCUCCGAUUCGUUAGACUCGGCUUCGUCGGGGAGUGACAUUGCCUCUCUGCGGAAUGCAGAAAGGACGACGGUUUCUCCAUGGGUGCUACCCUCCUCAUGGCUAGAGCCAUUUGGCCCACCGCCUGGGAACCAGACGGACGGGCUCUUCCGAUCCUGA